AUGAAACCAACGAUGCCUUAUAAAAGAAAUUAUGGUUCUCAGACUACUUCACCUCAACAAACCAAUCUAUCGCCAUUCUCUUCAUUUCUCCCAUCGAAACCAACACAUGUAAUCAAUCUAUUCAACUCACCUUCUGAUAUGACUGGAUAUCAAUACUCAACGCAAUGCCCAACCAAAUCAAUACAGCCCUCGAAAUCAUCAGAAUUAUACAACUCUAUCAAAUCAAGUUUCAAGAUAUUCUAUAAUUCCAUCUACGAUUACUUUCUUUCAAAGAAUAAUGUUUGUUAUGAAACAGAUGAUUAUUAUCAAUAUGGAAGAAUGCAACAAAAUUCAAUUUUAGAUGACAUUAUUCAUAACCCUAAGAAUCAAGUCAGUCACGUUAUUCAUAAUAUUCAUAAUAAAAACAACAAUGUAAAUUAUUUAAAUCAACAGCAGCAACAACAACCACAACAACCACAGCCAAUGAAUAAACAACCACAUCAUAAAACAUUUACGACCACUACAACUUUAUCAAAUUUAAACGCACACCCGACGACAAAUAUUUCAACGAAUCAUUUUAAUAUUAUUGACCAAACGACAACCACUACGACAACCACUACGACUACAGUACAAUCUUUAUCAGCGGCAGCAGAUUCAUCACAUUUCCUAAAGAGUGGAGCAAUUCACUUACCAUCACCUUGUUUCAAGUCCUAUAGUAUUCCGAAAGACACCAGGGUCGAACAACAGAUUAGCAAUCACCAGGAGAACGAAGAAAACUCUCGACUUAAAUAUAGCUUCAACUCGGUUUGCAGGUUUAUUUUGGGAGAGAAACAAAUUAAAUCACAAGAUCUCUACAAAGCAAAGCUGUGUAUUGGAUUUUGUUUCACUGUUGUCAGCUUUAUUCCAUCUUGGAUUAUAUUCUUUUUACUUUCCGGACUGAAAGAACCGGCGAUGAUGGCAAUACUAUCUUUACCUAUGACUGCAUCAUCUCUUUUCGUUCUGCGAAAGACUGGAUCCACUCAUUAUCCAGGUCAUAUGCUUUGUUUUACUUUGUGUUUUGCGCUGACAAUGAAUUCCUAUUAUACAGGUGGGCAUCAGUCAACGCUUCGUUUGCUAAUGUCCACGCUUCCAAUUGUAUCGGCUUUGGUCAUUGGUAGAAGAGCAUCAGUUCAGUGGUCAUUCGUUGUGCUUAUCAUUCUAUUGUUGUUCUUCAUUGCAAACCUCUUGGGAUAUGAAUAUGUAGAUGGUAUUCCAACGAUAACCAUUCGAUCUCACAUGAACUUCAUUAUUGAUGUUACACUGGUGUUGAUUACGAUGUCUUUCACUCUGUGCUAUCAAUAUUUUAUUGAUGAAGCACACCGCGAGACCAAGACAAAGAAUCUUCAACUGACGGUUGCUAAAGAUGCUGCGGUCGAGGCAUACCAAGCCAGACAGGAAUUCUUGGCAACAAUGUCACAUGAAAUUCGUACUCCGCUCAAUGGAUUGAUAGGAAUGGCUACACUUUUAAGAGAUUCUCUUUCACUACCACCCGAAGAGAAGCAAAUGGCCAAGUCUGUCAAGUCCUGUGGUGAUAUCUUGUUGCGUUUGGUCAAUGAUAUUCUAGAUCUCAGUAAACUGGAAGCCAAUCAGAUGGUUGUCGAGAACAUUGGAUUCAGAGUGAAAGAUAUGGCUCAUGAGAUCUGUCAGGUCUUGGCAGCACAAGCCAAGGAGCACAACUUACGAUUGCAAUAUGAAGUGGCGGACAAUGUCCCUCCAGUUCUCUUUGGAGAUACAGGUCGUAUUCUCCAGGUACUGAUGAAUCUCACUGGUAAUGCAAUCAAAUUCACACCGGAAGGAGUUGUUAAAAUCAUCAUCGAUCUGAUAGAGGAUGAUGCAGAGAAGAUCACUUUCAAGAGCGACGAAUACAAUGUUUGUUUCCGUGUGCAAGACACCGGAAUAGGGGUUCCACCAGAGUCACACCAGAAAAUCUUUGAAGCAUUUGUACAGGCGGACCCAUCUGACAGCAGAAAAUAUGGUGGAAGUGGACUUGGACUAUAUCUUUGUGCCAAGCUCGUCAAGUUGAUGCGUGGUGAGAUUGGAGUAUACAAUAAUCAGCAUGGAGGUUCGACUUUCUGGUUCAUUCUACCUCUGAAUGUUGGAAGUGAGAUGGAGGAGCACGCCAAUCCUAUGGUGGCAGAUUCAUCAACAAUCUAUACCAACGGCGAAAUUAAAGUAUUGGUAGCGGAAGACAAUGUUAUCAACCAGCGUGUUGCUGUCAAAUUCCUUGAGAAACUCGGAAUCAAAGCAGAUGUCGCUUCGAAUGGAAAUGAAGUACUGUCGAACCUAGAGAAUCAUCAAUACGAUUUGAUAUUCAUGGACUUUCAAAUGCCAAUACUCGAUGGUCUGCGGUGUUCCUAUACCAUCAGGCAAAUGGAGACUGCCAAAAUAUGGCCAAUGCGAUUUCCAAUUUUUAUUUGUGGAUUGACAGCCAAUACCAUGUCAACCGACAAGAAGCGUUGUUUCGAUAAUGGAAUGAAUUGGUUCAUUUCCAAACCGUUCCAAAUUGGUGAGCUUAGAACUGCCAUUGAAAUGGCAAUCGAAUUCAAAGAGAAAUAUAGACGAGAGAUGAAUCAACUGCAACGACAAAAGACAAUGAUAAAUCAAAUGUCUUUGAAAUAA
Molecule: messenger RNA, 2637 nt
Organism: Heterostelium album PN500
Lineage: Eukaryota; Evosea; Eumycetozoa; Acytosteliales; Acytosteliaceae
Gene: dhkK
Product: histidine kinase
Exons: 2
Coding region: 1-2637 (878 amino acids)
Biological process (GO): phosphorelay signal transduction system; phosphorylation
Molecular function (GO): phosphorelay sensor kinase activity
Source: RefSeq, a predicted model, not a curated record